Messenger RNA from Leptopilina heterotoma, 6454 nucleotides. RefSeq names its product nephrin-like (gene sns). The coding region runs from base 1992 to 6035 and encodes 1347 amino acids. Gene Ontology annotation, cellular component: cell-cell junction. The record is from RefSeq and is a predicted model, not a curated record. NCBI's taxonomy places the organism in Eukaryota, Metazoa, Arthropoda, Insecta, Hymenoptera, Figitidae. Gene Ontology annotation, biological process: cell-cell adhesion. Gene Ontology annotation, molecular function: cell adhesion molecule binding. The transcript has 20 exons.
UGAAGCAUCUAUGAUUCUUAAUAUUAUAUGUAAAUUCAUCGUGAAUUUAAUGAAAAUUGAUUAUUUUUAUCGACUUUUUCUUUUAUUUACUCGUGGCGCCACCUGUUGAGUAAAUUGGAAACCCCAACCUCCCACCAUUAUUACCAACAAAGCGGCCACGCCCAAAGCAAGCGACGCCAUCUUGAUUGUCGCAUCAUGAAAAUUUACUCCCUCAUUUUUUUUGUUAUUUCGCACAUUUUAGUAAUGUUUUAAUGUCCCGAAGGGUUGAAUUCGUGUUCUUUUGCCGUAAAUAGAAGAAAUUGUUCACAAAAUUGGAUCACUUUACAAAAAAAUCGUAAAUUUACAGAAACUAACGACGCGUUCCCAUUGCCAACAAAGUGCUUCUUGAAAAAGGUAAUUAUUCCCUAUUUUUGCCAUCCGUUUGUAAAAAUUCUUUAUCCUAAAGCAUCUCAUUCAUAAUUUGUGAUAAAUUUAAUAGGAAUUUUAUAAAAAUUCAUUAUAUUGGAUAUUUUUAUCGAUUCAGUCUUUUUUUCGUUUCCUACUAGCGCCAUCUGUCGAGUAAGUUCGAAACCAUCAACCCAAUUAGUAAGGAACAUUGUUUUUCACCUGUCAGCUGUUCUUUAAUAAUAAUAGUUCUUUAUUGCAAUAUUAGAUAGGGAUAUUAUUGUUGUUGGUCGAGUGAAUAAUUAACGCCCCCACUGUUAUAUAGUAAUAAAAGUACCAUUGUAAAAAAAAACAUUCAGAGUAGAUGACAAUAUUAAGUGACGCGCCGUGAAAAUUUGCUCCUUUAAAGUUUUUCCAUUGUUUAUACCACUUUCCUAGUCGCGAAGUAUUUAGUUUGUGUUUUUUGCCGUAAUAUUAAAUAAAUUUUACUAGAAAUUGAAUAUUUUCCGGAAAAAUCGUAAUUUUAGAUUGUAAUUAAAAGCGUUCUCAUGGCCAACAAUGGAUUUCGUGAGAAAAGUGUAAUUAUUCAUUAUUUUUAUUAUCUAUCUGCAGGGCUCGAACUAGUAUUGUCGUGGAAGUGAAGGGGAAAGGAAAUGAAAUUUUAUUCAAGGAAAAUGAAAUUAAGGAUCGUCUUAUGUUUGGAUGGAAAAGUCGCGUGAUUGGGGCGUGUAUUGAUGGACUUUUAACUGUCAAACUCAUCUCUUACUCUUUGGCAAGCACGAGAGAGAUGAGGUUGACCGAGCACGUGAACUUGAAUCGAUCCUGAGAAUUGGAGAAGAAAAGUAGAUUUUCCAAUCGGGCGUAAAAGGGGGACUUUUGUUUUAUUGGCCGCGCGCGCUAGAGAUCAAAAGCCCAGAGGCAGUUGAUGGACGGUACCGGUGGGAUUGAGAGAAUUAUCCCGAAAAUCCGGAAUGUCGUGGCAGGUUAUGUCCCUCAUGAUGUGAGUUAGUGGGUGUUUUGUCGCCGGUAGUAAACGUUACAUAUAAACCUGCAUGCUACCAGUCCAGUGUCAUUGACUCACGAAUCUGACUUGCGCGCUCGACCAUCCGUGUGAAACGCUUUCAUCUCCUGGAUUUCUGAAUUCUGGAUUUCAAUGGGCCUGGAAUUUCUAUAGUGUGCAACGAAAAUGGAUUUAAAGUUCAAGAUCAGUGAUACUUUUUAAGAACUUGGACUCUAUUGAUUUCUUAUUCGAAUGACGGUCAAGAUCGAAUAUCCAAUUAAGGAGGAUAAUGAGAUGAGAAGAAAGUCGCGUGUCAAUUUUUUGUUUACAUUCGAAGAAAAUAGUUUGUGUUUUUGAAAAUAGAUUAAACGAACAAUGUUCUGAAGAGAAAAAGAAACAUUCUUUGAGGUUAGAAUUAAAAAUAAAAGUUCGCGGAGUGUUAAAAUCAAGUGUUUUAUUAUAAUUAUAGUGUUGACGUAUUGUCAUUUCGAUGAUUUUGAAUAACACGUGGACAAUUUUUUAUUUAAUUGUUGUGUUUAGUGUUUCGGGUAUUACAAGUGAUUGCUGAAGGAAAAUAAUUAAAAGUGUGUUUGGAGAAUCAAGAAUCAUGGAGGGACAAAUAGGAUCUAGAGCUGUGGUGAUGCUGAAAAUGAAGUUGCUGUUGCUGGUCGUCUUCUGUACUACUCCUGUUGUUAAAGUUGCUGGCGCAGCGCAGUCGUUUCGAAUCAGACCGUCGAAUAAUUCAGUGUCAGAAGGUAGAGAUGUGCUUUUAAAUUGUGCGGUUGAUAACAGAGUUGGAAUCGUUCAGUGGGCCAAAGAUGGAUUUGCAUUCGUCGUUCAACAAAAUGGCGAAAUUGUCGGUUAUCCAAGAUUGAGGCUAGUUGGUGAGCCAAAUAACGGAAUUUACAAUUUGAAGAUAACAAAUGCAUCUUUAAGUGACGAUGGAGAAUAUCAGUGUCAAGUGGGACCAUUUCUCAGAGCAAAAGCCAUUCGGGCCAACGCGCAUCUCAACGUUAUCUCUCCCCCUCAAAUAGUUGAGAUUAGCAGUCAUCCACAUUUGGACAAAAUAGAAAUAAAAGCCGGAGAUAAAUUAACACUGGAGUGCGCGGUACGAAUGGCUAAACCAGCUGCCACUAUUAUUUGGUAUCGAGAAAAUGUUGCAAUCAAAGGAGGCGAUAUCAACGUCGACCCUAUACCAGUAUCGGAUGAUAAAGAGAUACUAAAGGAUCAGGGCAAUAAGAAAAAACCAAUGAAAUUCGAUACAACUGGAUCAUUAACUAUUGUUACAACUCCCGAAGAUGAUGGAAUGAGUUAUACCUGCGAAGCGAGACAUCCUGCCAUUGGAAUUGAACGACCGAUGAGAGCAACUGUGAAAUUAUCUGUUUUCUAUCCUCCUGAACCGCCUCAAAUAGAAGGCUACACCGAAGGGGAAACUCUUCGACGUGGACAGCAAGUUGAGUUGGUGUGCAAGUCUCGAGGUGGCAAUCCACCAGCGCAGGUCGUUUGGUUCAGAAAUGGAGAGCAAAUAAAUUCAGCUUACCGCACUGAGGGUCGAACAUCGCAGAAUAUACAAACAUUUUUGGCCCAAGCGCAGGACAAUAAAGCCCGUUACACUUGCGAAGUCUCAAACAUAAUGAGCGUUCAGCCCAUGAAAGCUCACGUCGAUCUCACCGUUCUCUUCGCUCCCAGUGGAGUGAAAAUAUCCGGACCAACCGAGGCGAAAGCGGAGGAAAAAGUUGUAAUAACUUGUACGACGGAAAAUUCAAAUCCAACUGCGGAAAUAAAGUGGACAAUAGAUAAGCAUAUUAUCUUGAAUAUGACGUCGAAAACUGAAAUUGCACCGGAAGGUGGUUUUAUCACCAGUUCUAACGUUACCUUCGCCAUUAACAAAGCCGCUCAGAAGGUCGUUGCAAUAUGCCAGGCACUAAACCAAAAGCUCACUGAGACCAUAGUGGGAACACAUACAAUUAACGUGAUUUAUCCGCCGUCACAUUUACGAAUCACUGGUUAUGAGGAAGGGACGACAAUUCAGGCGGGUAACGUUUUAAAAUUGGCGUGUUCGGUCACUUCUGGAAAUCCACCGCCAACAAUUACUUGGUAUAAGAACGAGAAGAAGGUACGUAAUGAGGUUCAAGAUACAAUCAGGCAUCACGAACACAUUGUCACAAGUGAACUUGCUCUGGUAAUCAACGCCUCGGACAACAACGCUCACAUUAAAUGUGAGGCGGUCAAUUCCGCAACGACAUAUCCCAUGUCACAAAAAUUAAUUCUAAAAGUUCUCUUCCCUCCGGAUAAAGUUAAAAUAACAACGGAUCCAAGAUCAUUCGAGGCUGGCGGUUCUGGAAAAUUGAUAUGCGAAUCAAGUAGCAGUAAUCCAGCAGCCGAAAUGUCCUGGUGGAUGGCUGGAAUCCCGGUCGAGGGCACUGAAAACUCAACUAAACCGGGACUCCACGGUGGAUACGUUUCAAUAGUCACAUUGCCAUUGGACUUCAAGGAAUCUAUGAACAAUAACGUUUAUACAUGCCAGGCGAGAAAUGCAGCUAUGGAGAGGUCCAUUCACGACGCAGUCACCCUCAACAUUCUUUAUAAGCCAAUUUUCACGAAUCCGGAGCCAAGUGAGUUGAUAGGAAUGGAAAAUGAACCGUAUAUUAUAACGUUACAAACGAGAGGGAAUCCGGGGAAAAUAACUUACACUUGGACACGAGAUGGAUUACAUCUUCCUGACAGAGGGAGGAGAAUGACAGCUCGAGGGCCCACCUUGAAUAUCACGAAAUUGGAACGUUUAGACUCGGGAAGUUACGUGUGUGAAGCUAUAAAUGACAAAGGCGCCACAUUUUAUCACUUGAAUCUAACAGUUCAAUAUCCUGCGAAAAUUACAAGAACGUCAACAUCUGGCGUUAUUUAUCCACCGGAGAAAGAAGCGAAACUUUUUUGUGAGGUGGAUGGCAGUCCAAUGGGUGAGGAAUAUAUCACGUGGUACAAAGCUGGAACGAGCAUUGAGGUCCUCGGGAAAUAUUCACUUUCAUACGUGAAUAAGACGUCGUUUCUUCAUAUCGAAAAUCCAGGAAGAGAUGACGUGGGCGAAUAUCAAUGUAAUGUCAACAAUGGAAUUGGAAAUGUUACCUCCAGUCCAAUAUUAUUUAUCACAAAUUUCAUUCCGGAAAUGGCGAACUCGCCACUGACGAGAAAAGCGGCUGCCGUCAGGGGAGUGAACGCACAGCUUUUUUGUAAAGCACGAGGAUCUCCUCUACCGGAAUUCUCAUGGUUUUUCAAUGGAAAACCUCUUUUGCCUAAUCUCACUGAAUAUAAAUAUGGUUUUACAUCAAGUAACUUAUCCGAACUCUAUUCGCAGUCAGUAUUGACAGUGAAUCGUGUGACGUCAGAAGAUUAUGGAAAAUAUGAGUGUCAAGCUCGCAAUAAAAUGGGCAUGAAUAAGGAAUUAAUUCAAUUAGACGUAACGUCACCGCCAGAUCAGCCGUCGGAUUUGGAAAUUUAUAAUGUAACACACGAUUCGGUGAUGUUAAUAUGGAAACGGGGAUUCGACGGUGGAUUGCCGACUUCGCAUCAAAUUCGUUGGCGCCAAGCUCUCGACUAUGAGAAUCGUUAUCAUUAUUUGGAUGUGUCGCCGGGAGAUUAUAAAGCACUUAUCACCGGUCUCUCAUUGGGGACUUACUAUGUCUUUAGCAUUAAAGCCAUGAAUUCGAAAGGCGAAAGUGCUUUCCUGCCGGAUCUAGUCAAAGUUCAAACAUUACGGCCCAAUAAUGCCGAGAAUGUACCCGAAGUCCUUUUGGAAAGAAGUGACAUUCCACUCAAUUAUAUCUAUACAGUAGCAGCAACUUCAAUCGUCUUUUUUAUUAUUAAUCUCUUCGUCAUGUUGUGGUAUAUAGUCAGAAAGAGAAAUAAAACUCGAAUAAAUAAAUCGCAUACGGCAGAUAUGUACGCGCCAUCAACAGUGAAUGGCGACACGAUAACCGGUGAACUAAGUUCAGUAUCGGAUGAGAAGAGUGACGUGAAUUUCGACGCAAAUGAUUACGUGGAUGAAGGACGAAAGACGGCAGCUAGUACCUAUUUAAUUGAUUCUGGUAUUCAGGACUAUGGGAAAAGUAGUUUAGAAAUGCAGGUGCAUCAUCAAGGUACUUUAAGUCGUCGUAAUCAUGUUCCUAGUGUAAUGAAUAUGGAUUCACCGCCACAACGAACGACAGCAAGCGGUACACUCUCGGCCUCGAAGUCGAGUUAUAUAGGGAAUCCGAGCCCAGCCCCACCUUCCGAAGUAAACUUCUACAGUGUGGAGAUGGACAAUGGCCUCUUUAUGGGAUAUGAAGUUGACUCAAGCCCGGGCCCAAUGAUGGGGGAUCCGGGUCCGGGUGCCUAUUAUCCUUCCCUAGGAUCCGUCGGACACAUGGGUCCAUUAACGACAGUGAUGCCAGGCACGGGGACGUUAAAUCGAAACAGGACACUUCCGCGUCCAGUCCCCCCCCCAGACGUCACUGUUAUGACUGCAGGAAUAAAGUCGCAACUACCGCCUUCGGUACCCCCCCCGCCAGCUACAUUUGCACGUGCGGCCCACAUCCCCGUCAAUUCCCACGGGCACCCAUUGUCAACUUUCACAUCGACACCAACAUAUUCUGAUAUCGAUGGUCAUCUUGUCUGAAACAUGGACACAUUACGAUCAAGUAAGAAGAAGAAAGUAUCCACCUGUCCCUCUGAUUAUAAUGGGGAAAUAACUCUCAGUCCGGAAGAGUGCACUCGCCUAUAGUAAGAAAAAAAAAAGAAAAAGAUUGUUUAUAUCUUUUAAGUCAGUGGUGAUCCCUCCUUCGCUAUUAACAAGAAAAAAAAAUUAUUAUUACAUAUAAAUUUUAAGCAUUAAUACACAAUUCAUGCGAGACGAUUUCAAAAAUCGAUCAAUCUCAAAUUAAUUGUGUGUCACUCUGUAUAUUUUGUAUAGAAGAUAAAAAAAAAUACUCUUAUAUUCGUUUUGUAUAGGAAACUACGUUAGGUGUAAAUGAUAAACGGUUAUUUUACCUGUGACAAUCUCAGUUAAUGCAGUCAUUACAAAUUUUUUUAUUAUUC